AGAAUACAAUGAAUACUGUAUGUAGCGUUGAAUGGAGAAUUCUUGAAAUUCCGGUAGAAAGCAGUAAGGCUCGUCGUAAUACUGGCAUAAAUACAAUUGUUGAUAAGGUUUUAGAAGCAAAGUGCGCGGAUGGACUUGCCCGUCUCUGGCAGAGCCAUGAGGAAGUGUUCUUGUAUGAACAGACCGGAUCACCAAAUUUCGACGAUAUUACUCAAUUUCAUAUUCACGAUUAUAAAUUGAUCAGAACAAUGCGAGAUGUGUUGAACCAGCGAAUAAUCUUUCGCCUUAAAAAUGGAAUAUGUGAUCACAAAGACCUCGCAUGCUUCAGUGCUUUUGGUAACCGUUUUGAAGUAUCGUUAUUUUGGUUGACAAUACACCAGAAGUCGUAUUGUCUCCGAGAAUAUGGAACUUUCAAUAUCCCGUCAACUUGGCAAGAGCUUCCCGUGCUAUCCGAAGCAAUUAUAACAUGUCUCAAAUUUUUUUCCUUUAUGAAAGAAAAUAUUGAAGUAAGAAAUUCGUAUGUUGGACAAAACCAAAAAUUGUUAGCAAAGCGAAGAGUACACUCAGUAAAGCAAAACCAGUCAUCACCGA
Funneliformis geosporum is the source of this 591-nucleotide messenger RNA. Lineage: Eukaryota; Fungi; Glomeromycota; Glomeromycetes; Glomerales; Glomeraceae. The record is from the annotation of a GenBank genome assembly.